UUUAUUCCCCUGUUCUUCGUCCCUCAGGAUGUGGAAUACAUAUUUGGCAUCGUAGGCAUCCCAGUAACCGAAAUCGCCAUUGCUGCCCAGCAGCUAGGCAUCAAGUACAUUGGAAUGAGGAACGAGCAAGCGCUGAAGGAUGAGUUCAUUUGGAAAGAUUAUAGAAGAAUGUAUUAAAUAAUGAAAGAUAAAAAAUUUUAAAACUCUCUGAGGGCUACAUCAAAAGAAUAAUGAUACCAGAAGUGUUUUGGAGUGGAACACAUUGCCAUUUUCACUGGUGACCAGAUAGGACAGGGUUUCACCAUGUUGCCCAGGCUGGUCUUGAACUCCUGGACUCAGCCUCUCAGUGUGCUGGGAUUACAGAUGUCAGCCACCACACCCAGCCUCAUGUUCAGUUUUAAAAGAUUUUGGGCAGAGCACUGCAUUCAGAAUUUCCUAUCAAAGGCCAGGAGUCUGCCUUGUUGUUUCUGGCCCAGGUCUCAUCCAUGCCUUGGGUGGUAUGGCAAAUGCAAACAUGAACUGCUGGCCCUUGCUUAUGAUUGGUGGUUCCUCUGAAAGAAAUCAGGAAACAAUGGGAGCUUUCCAGGAAUUUCCUCAGGUUGAAGCUUGUAGAUUAUAUACCAAGUUCUCUGCCCGUCCAAGCAGCAUAGAAGCUAUUCCUUUUGUUAUUGAAAAGGUACAGUAUUUAACGGCAGUGAGAACCAGUAUCUAUGGUCGUCCAGGUGCUUGCUAUGUUGACAUACCAGCAGAUUUUGUGAACCUCCAGGUGAAUGUGAAUUCUUUAAAGUACACGGAGUGCUGCAUGUCACCUCCUAUCAGCAUGGCAGAAACCUCUGCUGUACGCAUGGCAGCUUCUGUUAUUAGGAAUGCCAAACAGCCCCUUCUUAUCAUCGGAAAAGGUGCUGCCUAUGCUCAUGCAGAAGAGAAUAUCAAGAAAUUGGUGGAGCAAUAUAAACUGCCAUUUUUGCCCACCCCUAUGGGGAAGGGGGUUGUCCCUGACAACCAUCCAAACUGUGUAGGUGCAGCCAGAUCCAGGGCUUUGCAAUUUGCUGAUGUGAUUGUUUUAUUUGGUGCCAGACUAAAUUGGAUUUUACAUUUUGGACUGCCUCCAAGAUAUCAGCCAGAUGUGAAGUUUAUCCAGGUUGAUAUCUGUGCAGAAGAAUUGGGUAAUAAUGUAAAGCCCACUGUUACUUUGCUGGGAGACGUAAGUGCUGUCAGUAAGCAGCUUUUAGAGGAACUUGACAAAACAUCAUGGGAGUAUCCUCCAGAGAGCAAGUGGUGGAAAACUCUGAGAGAAAAAAUGAAGAGCAAUGAAGCUGCAUCCAAGGAAUUAGCUUCCAAAAAAUCCCUGCCUAUGAAUUAUUACACGGUAUUCUACCAUGUUCAAGAACAACUACCUAGAGACUGUUUUGUGGUUAGCGAAGGGGCAAAUACUAUGGACAUUGGACGGACUGUGCUUCAGAACUACCUUCCUCGUCACAGGCUUGAUGCUGGUACUUUCGGAACAAUGGGAGUUGGUUUAGGAUUUGCUAUUGCAGCUGCCAUGGUGGCUAAAGAUAGACAUCCCGGGCAACGGGUUAUCUGUGUGGAAGGAGACAGUGCAUUUGGGUUUUCUGGCAUGGAGGUGGAAACCAUCUGCAGGUACAAUUUGCCAAUCAUACUCUUGGUAGUGAAUAACAAUGGAAUUUACCAAGGUUUUGAUAUGGAUGCUUGGAAAGAAACGUUAAAAUUUCAAGAUCCUACUGCAGUGGUCCCUCCAAUGUGUUUACUGCCAAAUUCACAUUAUGAGCAAAUCAUGACUGCAUUUGGAGGCAAGGGGUAUUUUGUAGAAACACCAGAAGAACUCCAAAAAUCCCUGAGACAGAGCCUAGCGGACACAUCUAAACCCUCUCUUAUCAACAUCAUGAUUGAGCCACAAGCUACACGGAAGGCCCAGAUGGAGUCUAGCUUUGUCACCAGGCUGGAGUGCAGUGGCAUGAUCUGGGCUCGCUACAACCUCUCCCUCCUGGGUUCAAAUGAUUCUCCUGCCUCAGCCUCCUGAGUAG
Callithrix jacchus (white-tufted-ear marmoset) is the source of this 2045-nucleotide messenger RNA. Lineage: Eukaryota; Metazoa; Chordata; Mammalia; Primates; Cebidae. The record is from RefSeq and is a predicted model, not a curated record.